UUCCAAUCAUCAAAACCCUUCACGCAGGAUAACAUUUCUCUGGCUGAAUCUCAGGAAAAUACAACACGCUGCGCAAGGCGUUCAUAAUCCGAAGUCCGAAGAGAAAAAUUACAGAGCAACUACUCAGCUGUCGAUGAAGAGUAUGGAAUUAAUGGCAACGAGUAGCUCAACCACUUGAGAAUGAGAGGGAACGGCAGGUGAUGGCGAGAGUAAAUGACUAUUGAUCGAUCAAGUAAGCAUAAUGGGGUUUCAAGACAUAAUCGCCGGACUGUUGUUCUCGAGUCUAAUUUUACAAUGCUUUGCCCGUAAUUACGGGAAGAAAUGUAAUGGCUUGUGCGGGGCUGGUUCGAAUUUAGAACUCCCAUACCCAUUUGGAUUCUCUGAAGGGUGUGGAAUACAGUUGAAUUGUGACAACGGGGUUAUCAAAAUUGGAGAAUUUGAGGUGAAGAAUCUGACCGUUGACAGUAUACUGGUAAAAGUUCCGGCAAGCUGCAGCCGUGGGAUCGAAAAUAUUCUACUCCUUGAUGGCAAGAACUUUAAAAUUUCACCCCGUAACGUUCUUCUUUUAGAAAAUUGUAGCCACCCAUUACCGGAUUGCAAGGUGUUUAAAAGCUUUAUCGGAUCACCGAGAUGUAGAUUCAGUAAUGAGAGUAUGAGUUGCUACUCGGAGGACAGUAAAGACAUGAGCUUUUUGAACAUCGAUCGGUUGAAGCAGUCAAAGUGUGGCAGUGUGCAUUCAUCGAUCACCCUGGAUGACGGCGUUGAUAACGGUACAAUUCCGAGUUCUGCUCUCUCUCUGCACCUUCAGACAGUGGAGCUUGUGUGGUGGUUGGAUGGGAACUGUAAGUGUCAUCCCAACGGGAAAUGUUUGCCUGUUAAACUUCCAAAGGGAGGAAGCGGUUUCCGGUGCUCGUGUAAGGAUGGAUUCGUUGGAGAUGGCUUCGCGGAUGGUGAUGGUUGCCGGAAAGCUUCUAGUUGCAAUGCCUCCAAGUACAUGUCUGGUAAAUGUGGUGGAACAAGAGUUGGCAUUCUCAUCGUAGGAGUGGUUCUAGGAGUAUUUUUGACGUCUCUGCUGCUACUCGCCUGCAAUUGCACCCGAAAACGAUCCGCAUCACUGAAGAAACGAGUCAGUGCAAAGCGGCUAUCAGAAGCCGCGGGCUGCUCCAGCGUCCGUUUAUACCCCUACAAAGAGCUUGAACGGGCAACGAAUGGUUUCUCGGAUGAGAUGCGUCUAGGAACAGGUGCUUAUGGCACGGUUUAUGCAGGAAAGCUCUACAAUCACGAACUGGUUGCGAUUAAGCGUUUAAGGCCUCAAGAUGCGGAUGGAGUGGAGAACGUUAUGAACGAGAUCAAACUUCUAUCCUCAGUGAGCCACCCCAACCUCGUCCGCCUCCUAGGUUGUUGCCUCGAGAAUGAUGAACAAAUCCUCGUGUAUGAGUAUAUGCCAAAUGGAACUCUAUCUCACCACCUCCAUGGAAAACAACGUUCGGGACUUCCGUGGCUGAUCCGGCUGAACAUUGCGACCGAAACUGCUCACGCAAUUGCUCACCUCCACUCAUCCAUGAAUCCGCCGAUAUACCACAGGGACAUCAAGUCCACUAACAUUCUGUUGGAUUUCAGCUACAAAUGCAAGAUAGCUGACUUUGGGCUCUCGAGAUUUGCUAUGACAGACGAUUCCCACAUCUCCACGGCCCCACAAGGGACCCCGGGAUACUUGGACCCGCAGUACCAUCAGAAUUACCAUCUUUCUGACAAGAGCGAUGUCUACAGUUUUGGGGUAGUUCUGUUGGAGAUUAUAACAGCUAAAAAGGUGGUAGACUUCGCUCGGCCCAAUAGUGAGAUCAACCUGGCUGCACUGGCGAUAGAUCGGAUAGGAAAAGGGCGAGUGGACGAGAUAAUAGACCCAUGUCUGGAGCCAAACAGGGAUGCAUGGACACUUUCCUCCAUUCACAGGGUUGCUGAGCUGGCAUUUCGGUGCCUGGCUUUCCACAAGGACAUGAGGCCGUCGAUGACAGAAGUGGCAGAUGAGUUGGAUCAAAUGCGGGUCGGUAGUUGGGAACCGGUGGAGGGUAACAUAUGCAUGACAACGUCGUCAUCUUGCACCUCCCGUCAUAACUGGAGCGAGAUAUCAUUCUGCAGUUCUUUGAAUAAUAAGAAAGUAAUAAAGGAGUGCUCUCCGGUGUCGGUCCGGGACCCAUGGGCAAGCGAUGAGAGCUCGCCAUCAGCAGAUAAGUUGUUGGGUAGUGCAGCUGGACAGGCAUGAAUGAUGAAUCCAAGUGCUAGUUUAGACAGACUGAAUCCUUCUUUAUUUAUUCAUUAUUAUAGCUUGGCUUGUAUCUACGACCAAAACUAGUGAUGGCUAGUAUUGAUCAUUAAAAACUUGAACGCCAAACAAGUGUAAUUAACUUGUGUAGUUCUGCUUAGUUUGGGUGUGUGUAUAUGCGAGUACAGUUUUGUUAUGAUGAUGGUGUCCUUUAGGUCUUGAUCAACUAUAAGUGUACAAAUUCACCUAACAAAGUGCAUCAGGAACUUACACAUUGAGUUGACCAGUGAUGGUUUUUGGUAAAUGAGGUGGAUAUAUUGUACUCGUACAAAAUGAAUACAAUCUUUGUACAAAAAUUC
Molecule: messenger RNA, 2622 nt
Organism: Cuscuta europaea
Lineage: Eukaryota; Viridiplantae; Streptophyta; Magnoliopsida; Solanales; Convolvulaceae
Source: the annotation of a GenBank genome assembly